Molecule: messenger RNA, 1005 nt
Organism: Contarinia nasturtii (swede midge)
Lineage: Eukaryota; Metazoa; Arthropoda; Insecta; Diptera; Cecidomyiidae
Exons: 3
Coding region: 141-836 (231 amino acids)
Source: RefSeq, a predicted model, not a curated record
UUCGAAUCUUUUGGCAUCAGUGAGCUUUUGAAAUCAACAGCAAUACACAUCAUUUUGGUGGAACACCACAUCUAUAUUCUACAAUACUCACUUGGAUUUUUAUCAUCUUUGGCGACAUUUUUCCUAAAAAAUUAACCAAAAUGAAAGUUUUGAUUUUGACUUUGCUGAUUGUUGCUUUGGCUGCUGCCAUUCCAGUCGAGGUGAAUUCGGAUGAUGAAUCCCAAUUGACUUUGGUCGAUUUGGACAACGAACAAUCAAACAAUGAAAAUAUCCCCGACGUAACCCGUUCAAAACGUUUCAUUUUAAAGAAAAUCGCAUUGGUUAAAGCUGGCGCAUUGGGCAUUGGUGCUUUGGGUUUGGCCGGUGUCGUUGCAGCUAGAAACUCUGGUGGUGGUCCAAACCAAAUUUCACAAGGCUAUGGUCCAGCUUAUGGUUAUAAUUCAGGACCAACUUUCACCACUUCGUAUCCAUCCACUUAUGCUACUAGUCAAACUUAUGUGCCACAACCACAAACGUACAUUCCACCACAGCCACAACCUCAACAACAGCCCCAAUACGUUCCACAGCAACCAUCUUAUGCACAUGUUGGCCCACAACCAUCCUUCGGUGGACCAAUUAACAGUGCAUUAGCAUGGAAAGCAGGAAUCGCCAAUAACAUUGCUAGUGGAAUUUCAAGUGGAAUUGGUGGAAUUUCAAACGGAAUCGGCGGAUUUGUAAGUUCAGGUUCAUUCGUUCAAUCUGCUCCUCCAAGUUAUUCAUACGGUGCACCACCACCAGCUGCCGUUGGUCCAGUGCCGAACAAACCGCUUUAUGUAGUCUGCGACAGCCACAACUAAUGUUUCUUUUUCAUAUUUCGAUUUUUAAGUAACGACUUUUAAUCAUUAAAAAUGUGUAAAUAUAUGUUUUUUUUCGAAUCCAGACUUCUUUGCCAAAAAAAGUAUUAAAUGAAAAUAAUUGUAGUCGACAUCUUAAUAAAAAUCGAAGCGAACCGACAUUCGAAAAUUA